Molecule: messenger RNA, 7664 nt
Organism: Trematomus bernacchii (emerald rockcod)
Lineage: Eukaryota; Metazoa; Chordata; Actinopteri; Perciformes; Nototheniidae
Gene: slc24a3
Product: solute carrier family 24 member 3
Exons: 17
Coding region: 134-2077 (647 amino acids)
Biological process (GO): calcium ion transmembrane transport; intracellular calcium ion homeostasis
Cellular component (GO): membrane
Molecular function (GO): calcium channel activity; calcium, potassium:sodium antiporter activity
Source: RefSeq, a predicted model, not a curated record
CAUAUCUUCCCUCGUCGAGGAACUUCAGUGCCCAUACAGCACCUCACUGUGUCUCUUCCUCUCGCUUCAGUUUCUCGUACCUUUGCACCACCACCGGGGGUUCCGCCGGAACGCUCGCCGAAAGAAGAGCGACAUGGCCCGCGUGGUGGUUGAAGGGAUGCCGGAGGCGGCCGCCGGAGGAGGAGGGAUGCUGAACCGACGGAAAAGCAAAGCCAGGCGGAGAAAGCGAAAGGAGUUGUUCGCCAUCCAGAUGUGCUUUGCCGGGGUAAUGCUCGGGCUUGUCGUAGGGCUCAAGUCUGUGGCUCAGAAAGCAGGAUAUUACGUUUCCAGUUCCAUGGUUGAGGAGGGUCUGAAGUGGGAGAGUCGUCACCUUUUGCAAGAAGUCUACGAAAAUGAUUCAAAGCUCUUCCCAGAGCUGGAAAAAAACUGCACAGACCCAGCAAUCCAUGAGUUUCCCAGGGAUUACUUCACCAACCAGGAACGUGUUGAUGGAGCAGUGGGCCUGCACGUCCUCUGUGCGGUCUACAUGUUCUAUGCCCUGGCCUUGGUGUGUGACGACUACUUUGUCCCCUGUCUAGAGAAGCUCUGUGAGCGACUUCAGCUGAGCGAGGAUGUAGCAGGAGCGACCUUCAUGGCAGCUGGAAGUUCUGCACCUGAAUUGUUCACCUCUGUCAUUGGAGUUUUCAUCACGAAAGGUGACGUCGGGGUCGGCACCAUCGUUGGCUCCGCCGUCUUCAACAUCCUCUGUAUUAUUGGAGUGUGUGGCAUAUUCGCCGUACAGGCGAUCCAUCUCACCCGCUGGCCUCUGAUCAGAGACUCUACAUACUACACCCUGUCGAUCACUGCUCUCAUAGUGUUCAUAUAUGACGAGAAGAUUGUUUGGUGGGAAGCUCUGACGUUGGUUCUGAUGUAUUUCGUCUACAUUUUCAUAAUGAAGAUGAACUCCUACGUUGUUCGUUUUCUGGAGAGGCGGGCGAAGAAUUCGUCCAGUCUGAGGAACGGAGUGGCCUCUAACGGCGAGCUUGAAGAUGGCUGUGACGCUACAUCUGUUCUACUGAAGAAAGCGAACCACCACAGGAAGCCGUCUGUGCUGAUGGUGGACGAGCUGCUGUCAGCCUACCCCCACCAGCUGUCCUUCUCUGAGGCGGGCAUGAGAAUCAUGAUCACCGACCACUUCUCUCCGAGGACCAGGCUCACCAUGGCUUCACGGAUGCUCAUCACAGAGAGGCAGCGUCUAAUCCACUCACGGACUUUGACCAACGGUGACUCAGAUGUUCAAGUGAAAGGAGGAAGUAGGCGGGGCAUAGAGAACGGGAUGUCCGGACCUGAGAGGGGGAUCGGCGUUCGCCGCGAGGACCGAGAGGCGGGCAACGAGACGGACAACGAGGACAACGACAACAAUGAGAACGAUGAAGAGGAAGAAGAAGAGGAUGGAGGGGGGCCCUUUGUACCCUUCCAGUGCCCAGCGGGGGGGUUCAACAAGCUGAAGUGGCUGGUGGCCUGGCCUCUCUGCCUGCUGCUGUACUUCACCGUCCCCAACUGCUCCACGCCUCGCUGGGACAACUACUUCAUGCUGUCCUUCUUCUGCUCCACCCUGUGGAUCGCUGGCUUCUCCUACAUCAUGGUCUGGAUGGUGACAGUGAUCGGCUUCACACUCGGUAUCCCGGACGUCAUCAUGGGCAUCACCUUCCUGGCAGCCGGCACCAGCGUCCCUGAUUGCAUGGCCAGCCUUAUAGUGGCACGACAAGGAAUGGGAGACAUGGCUGUGUCCAACUCCAUCGGCAGUAACGUGUUCGACAUCCUGGUGGGGCUCGGGCUCCCCUGGUCCGUGAAGACCCUCGCUAUCAACUACGGCACUGAUAUCAAAAUCAACAGCAAAGGCUUGAUCUUCUCCGUGGGGCUCCUGCUGGCCUCUGUGUUCAUGACUGUCCUGGGAGUUCACCUCAACAAGUGGACUCUGGACAAGCGCCUGGGUUUCACGUGUCUCCUCCUCUACUCCGUCUUCCUGUGUGUCUCCUGCCUUAUCGAGUACAAUAUCUUCACCUUCGUCAACCUGCCAACCUGCCGCGACGAUUAGCACACACACAGACACGUGCACACAUAUACACUAUAUAAACGGUGUUUGCAAAGAAUUCCAACACAUUCCGACGAUAGAAUUAGACCCAGAAAGUAUAAUUCUUAAUAUAUUUAACAGCGAGAAUGAUUUGCAAAUACCAUUUAAAACACACUCACUUACCUGCUUUUAUGAGAAGAUGUUAUCUGCUGUGUCGGCUAGUCUUCGGGGCAGAGAUAGAAAUGACUGACGUGCCCUCACACAGGACAGAACUGAGGACAGGAGUCACCACUACUGCUUGCUCCUGACUUGAGGACCUUUAUUUUGAAACUCCCUGUAUUUAGGUGUGAAAGUAGUCAUGUUUACUAGCUGCUAACCUUUCCUGAGAGGAAAGGUGGGUCUUUUAGAUCUACUAGUUGAGAGUAAUAAUUAUAAAAGCAAUGAUGUAAAUAGGUGAGAGGGUGUAGAUUAGCGCUGUGGUUCAGAUAACGUUUUUUAAAACACAGUUAAGAGUGCAAAUCUUCAGGCAAAGAACAGACAAUGGUAAGCAGAUGGGCCCGAUUUUCAAACACCAUUAUCUUAAGACUAUUGUUGAUUUCCAACAUGUGGACAUUAUUAAGUAUUUUCAGUGAAACAUUUUAAGAAACACAACCCCCACACAGAAUCAGGGCAUUAUCAAAAAAUAUUCAAAAAGAACCCCUCAGCGUAUUUUAAUUUAAGCGGUUAGGUCAAAAACGAACCCUUUACCUCCUCAUGGUUCUGUUUUCAUGCUUUACAAAUGUUAGUCUGUUUGGCCAAUCAUUGGAAAUUUCAGAGACAUUUUCAGGAAACUUGGCCAAUCACAGGUGAUUCCCAGCAUAGGGAACAGCUACUCUUCAGAGAUGCAUACGGAAGAUGAUUGGGGCCACAUGUGAAAUUAUUUUUGAGAUCUUACCAAAACUAAAAUUCCUUGUGAGUUCUGAUAAAAAAGGUAUUUCCUUUCCUUUCCUUUUCAGAGGUCUGCACUUUGAUCUCAGAACUAAAAAAAAACAUACAUUUUUGCCGGAUCCAAAAAGAAAAUUCACAUGUGGCCCUUAUCAACUUCCGUAGGUUGGUAGAAGAAUUCAUUAAUACCAACAUUGACUCUCCAUCUCUCUACAGAUCUCUACAGUACUUUUACCUUCUUUGAGAUCAUGUUGCAGCACAGUUACGAUGGUGUCCACAUGGUGUCUUGUUUUUGGCGGAAAGGCUAACGCUCCUAGCCUUUUCAUUGAUGCUAUGACAAUGAUUUAUUGGCAAUGUAUCACCGCUUUUUUAUGGCAGAAUAGCAUCUACCUUUUGGAUUUUAUUGUCUGUUUUCAGCUACUAUAUGUUAGUUUGAUUUGAUUGUUUUUUCACCACACUAAAAGAUGCUAGCUCUCACACUUUGUAUGAAUGAGCUGCACCGCUCAGUCUGACAGCCGUAGAGGAAGAUCUGCGCUCAGCGAGAAAAGUACAAGGGUCCGCCAGACUGAUCGGUUCAAACAAACAGGCUUUUAGUCUUUGUUGUAAUAGUUUCCGUCUGAGAGACACGGUGAAAAACAAGCUUCUCCCCUAAUUUACCGUGACAUCACCUACGCUUGUCCGAAAAAAAGAUCAGAGCGCUUGAGAAAAAAGACGCUAGGUGCAACGCUGUUUCUCAAGGUGGCCGCAUGCAAAAGCAUAAGCUCUCUCCUCAUUGGAAACAAUUGAAAAAAGAUGCUGCCGCUCAAAAAAGGUACUAUGUGGACACAAGCCGUUAGCUGCUAGCCGUUGGCCGCUAGCAGUUAGCAGCGUACAAUAGCAUAUUGUUCUCUGUAUCUUUGCCUUUUUCUGGAGAACAAAAUAACCUAAACCUUUUUGUCCAAUAAUGCCCACAUUUAAUUUCCUCCUCAAGCUUUACCAUCAAUAGCAUCAUAGUUGUAGCUCCUAUAUUUUUUACUGGGAAUUAAAUAGCUUUAAGGGGAGAUUCUUCUUUAUCUUCUGUAAAUAGACCACCUCUGUAAAUACCCCUAGAUGUCAUAUUUAUUAUUUAUUCAUGUCAUUCGCACAUUUCCCCUCUGGAGGUCACAAAGCACCCGGGCAGGUUUUAUUUAUGGACCCAGUUGGCUGGAACCACUCGUGUUCGAACAAGCACAAUUUCCUCGAAAAGGUAUUUUGUCUUGUUGAUUUUAUUAAUGACUUUUAUGUUGUAUGUGUGGAUGUUAAAAAAAGAAAUCAAACUUGCACUGAAGAGCUUAAACUAGGAGACUUUAAGUGUUUCUCCUGAUGCGUGCUGAUUAUAAGGAUGGCAUCCUUGUAAAAUGAAGCAGGUUUUAUGAAAGAAUUAUGUUUUUUAGAGAAGUAAAUGUUUUGGGAGAUUGUUGCGGAGAGGUGUCGUAGUUUGCGCUGCCACCUAGGGACAGAAAUGAUGAACUGCUGCUUUUUUUCUCUUCUGGAAGACGCCGACCAAAUAGACUGAAAACAGUGGUGGCAUUAUUUCAAACAGGUCGCACGAGGUACUUCCUCUGCGGUGAAUUUCCUGCUACACUCGUGAGGUAAAGAUGCAAUACCAAGCAUCAGGACUUUUAUUCCAGCUCUAAUACUCAAAGGUUGAGCGUUCAACUUUAUUUUUAUCCAGGAGUUCUUUGUAUUUUGUAACGCCUAAUGUCUAGAUUUGUCCAGAUUUGGUAGGUUUGUGGUAAAAUUGAGAUAAAUAUUCCUACUGUACUAGUUUUUUGGAGCAUGUACAAUGUGGUUCGUGAAACCCUACGGAGGAUUUGUAUUCAACUACUGGAGUCACACUAUUCCUCAAAGACUUCCAGCACAGAAAUGAACUCUUCAUCGGUCAGAUUCAUCAAAAUGUCAGCUUUCCUCAAUUCUUUUUUUUUUUCAAUGGAAGACAAUUGCUAAAAAAGUCUGAUUUGUUUCAGGGAAAUGUUUAAUUUAUUGACGAGUAUUAUCAAAUAUAAGAUCUGAGAAAUAUUGUCUUUCGAAUGUGCAAAUAAUUUAUGUUUGUUGUCAAUAUAUCAUAUAUCACAUUUAUUUAUACAGAGGCAGAGUGCUAUGAACGGAAAACAGGGUUUACGUGUGUCGCGAAUCUUAUGUAAUGCAAUAACUAUGAGCUUAUGUGUAAAUAUGCCGCUUUAAUGAUCAAAGACACAUUAGUUGAACAUGAUGUCUGUCAAUAUGUGACUCUGUAACAGCAUUCCUAACAAAGUUAUUUAUCAAUGACUAUACACACAAUCACAGCAGGACUGUUAUUAACAUAUGGAGCCCUACAACUCUUAUCAUGGUCAGUUCUUCCACACUGUAUUAUCAAAUAAUAAUGGGACACGGAAUUAUUUAAGUUAUUCUCAAAUACUGUUGAUUCUGGUUAUAAAGUAGCCUGAAGCUAGGUUUUGAAUUUGAGCCUUGAAAUAUAUAACUAAUUUCCCAUUUUUUCAAAUUAUUUAUUUGAAAGUUACUCUGAAAUAUCAAAUUAAUCUGGUGCUAUUUAUAGUGAAAGAGAAUAUUCUGAGAUGGUAUACAAAGUUUCAUUUAUUUGAAAAGGUUUUUGUAGAGUUUAUAGAGAUAUCUAUAUCUGAAACAGCCCAUGGGAAGCCCAUUUCUGCCAGAAAAAGGAUGAACAUGAAAUGUUGCAAAAAUCAAAUGAGAUGCUGAGUCAAAAGUCUGAUUAGGUCCUUCAAAAAUGAUGAGGUAGUCACAUUGUGAUAAUGCAAGUCAACCUUUUGAUGAAUGAUGCAAUACUCAUUUACAAUUAUGAAUAUAUAUUUUAAUAUAUAAACAUUUUUGACUUGCAUUCUUUGGGUUUAAGUUAGUAUGUCAUCAUUAAGCCUUUCUAUGUAAUACAUCUCAUCUCAAGUCACAUUUUGAAGUUAAAUAAUGAUAUUACUUUCUUAAAAUGUUGACUCAUAAUUACGUUAUUUCAGAUAAUAACUAGAUAUGUGUUGAAUUAUCAUGACUUCUGGUUUCAAAUAUGCCUCGCAUUAAUACCCUUAAAGAUCUUCUAAUAUGAAGGAAAAAUAUGACACACAUUCAUUCAAUCCAAGUGAGUUAUACUUUAUAAUAGAGUGGUGCAGGAAUGAGUCCUAAAACCCUGAAAUGAGUUAGCAUGUUACCAUUUGUGGGUCCCUCGUCUCGAAGUCAAUUGUUUUUUUAACCAGUUUUUUGGUGAGAAGCCUGAAAUAAGAUCUGUUGUUAACACGAGCUGAAGAGAUUUUCAUGUUUAGUUCUAGGACAUAAAAUACGUCAGUAAUACCCCACUUGUGAAUGUCCGAAGCUUUUAUGUGUUAUCAAAAUGGUGGUUGCUAACAAGUGGAUUAAUAAACUACUAAACAUCAUCACACCAAAUAUUAGCCACACAGCUUAGCAGUGGUGACGCGCAACCAUUUGACCAUGAUGUAGUUUGUUUAUAGCAUUACGUUAGCUUUUCAUUACUGCAGAUUGAAUUCAUGCUUCAGAAAGCACAACGUGAUAAUAUGUGGAAAUGAUCCUGCUGAACAAAGUAUCAUGAACAUGUGUUGGCCAAAGAUCUUGUUUUUUUAAAUAUUCCAAAAUACAAUGUUUAAGUCCAAUUGCUUUUUGUCAAGGGAGCCUUUUGCAAUGCAAACAUCCGGGUCGGCCUACAAAAAUACAUCAUCAGUGCACCACUCGAUAGGCAUCAUAUUAUGUUCUGAAGACAUGGGACCAAUCAAAUAAAGUAUAUCUCUUUCGAAACCAAUAAUGCUGAUGACUGUUCAAAGUUUAGUUUCAAGACAGUCUGUGUUUUAAUUUAAAUCAAGCAGCGGAUCUUUAAGCAUGUAGCAUUCCUUGCUAUUCCUAGCUAUAUUAACAGCUAUUCACUCUAUAUGAUACACUACUCUGGCUGAAACAACACUUGGUACAAGGCAUCAUCAUUCGUUCAUGUUUUGAAGUAUUUUCAGUACCACAGGGCAUUUUUUCAGAAAUAUCUGUAUCACGCACUUUACCAUUUAACAAUUGAUGGUACCGAUGAUUUGGUCGAAUACAUUCUGUGCUGCUAUUCACUGUUUGUACCUGAACAUAUGGGUCUUUGAAAAACCAACCAAACUACUACAUUUUGAAAAGAGGUGUCUUGUGUAGGAGAUUUCUUAAUAAUGUUGUGAUAUUCACAUUGGUGAUAUUGCUGAUGUACAUACUGUAUAUAGAUAGGUGUAAAUGUAUUUAUAUAUUUUUUGUCUCAACCUGUAUAUCUGUUGAAUAUAUUUUCAUAGAUCCUAGGUGCCCUUUGUACCCCCCUUUGAUGUGUUUGAGACCUCUGAAGAUAUUGUCCUUUGUUUACUCGCAUGGAGAUAUUUCAAUAUGAUAAAUAAUUUAAAGUAAAUCUUAAUGUAUAUUGGGAUGAGGGUUCAACACGUUUUUUAGAUGGCACUGGAUUUAGUUUGAACUGGAUAUCCUAGAUGACUGCAUGCUGUUGCUAGUACGGGAUAUAAGAGAUAGAGAGUGUGAGUGUUUGCAGACGAUACGUUUCUCUGUAUCUAAGCUUUACCUCUUCAUACACAAGAAAACUUUUCAACAUAGGUUUACUUUGUGUUUAGAUGUUUUAAAUGUAAUUUUGAGAGAUUAUUGUGCUACCUUAGCAUUAAUAAAGUUGUCUUUGCUUAAGGAAACACAA